Cherax quadricarinatus is the source of this 2454-nucleotide messenger RNA. Lineage: Eukaryota; Metazoa; Arthropoda; Malacostraca; Decapoda; Parastacidae. The record is from RefSeq and is a predicted model, not a curated record.
ACUGAGAGUUGUAUUAUAGGACUGUAUUACUGAGAGUUGUAUUAUAGGGCUGUAUUACUGAGAGUUGUAUUAUAGGGGUGUAUGAGCUAGUGCUGAGAGCGCCGUUUUCUAUGUGGUCAGCAGUGAUGGCGGCGCCGCACUACAACAACAACAACAACCACCACCACCACCACCAUCACCAGCCUAACAACCAGCCUAACAACGCCUCCCUCGCUCACAACUAUGAGUUCAUCUGUGAGUUCCUCGCCAACAGUGAGGUGCCGGUGGUGAAGUACAGGAGCAAGCGUACGGGACUGCACGUAGUGCUGGCCAGCGUGGAGGGUCCUCUUGUCAGUGGUUAUUUCACUCUAGCAACUGAAGCACAUGAUGAUGAUGGGUUGCCCCAUACACUGGAGCAUUUGGUUUUCUUGGGGAGUGAAGACUACCCAUACAAAGGCGUGCUCGACCUGCUGGCCAACCGCUGCCUCGCAUCCGGCACUAAUGCCUGGACAGACACAGACCAUACUGCAUACACCAUCCAGACAGCAGGCAGUGAAGGGUUCCUCAAUUUAUUACCAAUCUACCUAGACCACUUGCUGUAUCCUACGCUUACUGACUCAGGAUUUAUCACAGAAGUUUAUCAUAUUACUGGAGAAGGAGAAGAUGCUGGGGUUGUGUAUUCCGAGAUGCAGGCUCGUGAGAAUUCUGACAGUGACCGUUGCUACCGUGCCAUGCUACGAGCCAUGUAUCCCGAGCCCAGUGGUUACCGCUCAGAGACUGGUGGAAUCUUAAAGAAUCUCCGUGAGAGCACCACAAAUGAAAAGAUUCGCAAUUAUCAUAAAGCCUUUUACCGUCCAGAAAACCUUCAUGUUAUUAUCACAGGUCAAGUAGAGUUAGAAAAAGUAUUUGCUGCUCUGGAACCUAUGGAGAAGAAAAUUCUUUCAAAGGGAAACAGGGGCCCAUUCACCCGUCCUUGGCAGUCUUCGGUGCCACCCCUAGUGAGCUCAGUGGAUGAAUUGGUGCAAUACCCAAGUGACACUGAAGAUACUGGUUUGGUUAUUGUAGCAUGGAGAGGACCUUCUUCUGUUUACCAAAUUAAUGAGUUGUUGAGCAUGGGAGUGUUGAUGGAGUUUACUCACUCCCCUGUCUCUAAAAUGCCCAGCAUUUUGUUUUAAAUUGAUGAUCCAUUUUCCAGAAGUGUACAACAUAGUUGUUAUGAAAAUUCUGAUUCUGCAUGUUACUUUGAGUUUAGUGGUGUUCCACAUCAGAAGAUUAAUGACGUGAAACCUCUCCUUAUGGAUACCUUAAAGCGGCUUUCUACUGGUAAAACUGACAUAAAUAUGCAGACCAUGAAAGACAUUAUUAGUAACCUGAUGUUGAGACAAGACAGCCGAAUGGAAACUUCGCCUCAUGACACCGUUGCUGACCACAUUAUUGGAGACAUUCUCUAUGGACAGACUUGUCAAGAUAUGGACACUCGACUUAACAAAAAAAGAUGGUUGGAACACCUAUUGCAUGAGCCAUACAAGUACUGGAUUAACCUAAUCCACAAGUAUUUCAUAGAGGGUCCCUCAGUUGUUGUUCGUGGAGUACCGUCCAUAGCUGAAGCCACAAGGCUAGAAGAGGAGGAGAAGAAAAGAGUGGAAGCUAGAAAGUUGGAGCUGGGUGAAGAGGGUCUUAAAGUUUGGAAGGAAAGGAUUGAAAAGGCUAAGGAAACUAAUGAGACUCCUCCACCAGCAGAGAUGCUUGAGUCGGUACCAGUUCCAGGUGUGGAGAGCAUCAACUUCCACCAUCUGAGGGCCUAUAGUAAUCCUUUGGAGAAUCAACCCAGCCUCAAGCAGGCAGAACCCAAUCUACCCACUCAUUUAAGUCAGCUGCCUAUCAAAUUCCAACUAGAUGACUUACACUCUAAUUUUGUUGAAAUAAUUGCUGUCCUAGACACAUCAACUGUUCCGGCAGAACUUCGUCCAUAUCUUACUCUUCUCUUGGACCUCCUCUUUGAAUCUCCAAUAUUGCGUGAAGGUUCCAUUAUUCCAUAUGAAGACAUAGUACGUGAACUCUCAGCAGACACAUUAUUCCGAGACUCUACAUUAGGCCUUUCUCUUAAUAUUCGACAGUUUUCCUGUGGGUCAUACUGCACUAAUGCUGCUCUUAUCCUAAAGGUUGAGAUGCCCAAAUAUGAACGAGGAGUACAGUGGAUGCACGAGAUACUCUUCAAGAGCCAGUUUUCUGCACACCGUGUCAAAGUUAAGGCCACCAAGCUAAUUAACUCUAUUGGGGAAAAUAAACGCAAUGGCCCUAAAGUUCUUCAACUUAUGUUUCAUGAUGUGGUGUUUAGGAAUGGUGAGUACAUAGUAAUACAUACAUACAGUAGGGCCCCACUUAUAGGGCGGGUUAGGUUCCAGGCUGUCGCCGGAAAGCAGACAUCGCCGGAAGGCAGAACGCCAUUUCUUUCCAUUUAUAAAUACAUAUGAA